CCGGUUUACGCCUGUGCCAGCACGCGCGUGGUUUCCCCUCAGCUUCCCUGUUCAGCACGGAAAACGUCAUCCUUCCUGUUGAUGACUCGAGCUACUGGAAAAGAAACGGUGAUUUCCCCACGUGAGUGUACAAAACUCGUCAGCUGGCGUGGCUCUUCACUAUUUCGAAGUACUUCUUUUCAAAGCUCGGAGUAGAGAGUACCGUACACGGCGUACCAUGGCUGAAAAAAGCGGACUCUUCUUGCUUUUCCUGCACGCUGUAUGUUUGGCAAACGUCGUGUCAGGAGCUAAAGUGUGUUGGCGCAAAUUCGACCCUGCCACAAGAAGGUGUUCGGAAGAGAUCGAGGCGGAUGGAGACUAUAGUAGUGCAGAGGAGUGCUGCAGUCAAGAGCCCUUGGCGCAGGGAUAUUCUAGAAACCUGAAGGGAAAAAGAUGCGUACCUUGUGCUGAAAUCAGGGCUGCUGAUGAUGAAGAAAGGGAAGGUUGGACUGAGUGGGGCGGCUGGGAGGGCUGCACUACCAGCUGUGGCCAGGGGUGGCAGUACAGACGCAGGCGGUGUCAGGGCGACCCGGAAAACUGUGACGGUCCCGAGACACAGGUGCGACCGUGUGACCAGGAUCCAUGCCCAGUUGCGGGUAGCUGGGGUGAGUGGGCGGAGUGGGGACAGUGCAGUGUGUCCUGUGGGGCGGGGUUACACCAGAGGGUGCGGCUGUGUGAUAGCCCCGCCCCUCAGUACGGGGGGAGGGACUGUGAGGGAGAACCUCUACAACUGCGCAGGUGUGACCAGGGACCCUGUCCGGUUCACGGCCAGUGGGGACCAUGGGGACCUUUCAGCGCCUGCAGCGCCACCUGCGGCGAGUCUACGCGCAGCAGGAGGAGGCAGUGUGACAGUCCGGAGCCCCAGUUCGGCGGGAAUGACUGUGCGGGGAAGGCGCGCGACAGAGAGCGCUGUAACGUGGGCCCGUGUCCUGUUGACGGCGAGUGGGGACAGUGGGGCCGAUGGUCCAGCUGCAGUGUGACAUGCGGGACUGGGGUAGUACGGCGCACGCGCGUUUGUGACAGUCCGGCCCCACAGUUCGGCGGACGGGAGUGUCCACCAAACGACGGCGGCGAUUCACAGUUCAUGGAGUGUAAGAACACACGCGUGCCCAACUGUCCAGUUGACGGCGGUUGGUCGGACUGGUCCCAGUGGGGCCGCUGCUCGGCCAAGGCGUGUACGGGACAGGUGGGGUACCAGGUCCGCUCACGCGCCUGCAGGAACCCCCGGCCCAAAUUUGGCGGGAAAUUCUGCAGGGGACAGCUCAUUGAGUCACGUGACUGCAUCAACGUCAGAGGCUGCCCAGUGGAUGGCCAGUGGGGUGAGUGGGGCCCCUAUGGCGCAUGCUCGAAAACGUGUGGCAGAGACAGCUUCCAGACGAGCAUGCGCAGUUGUGACAACCCCGAGCCCCAGAACGGAGGGAGGGAGUGCGAGGGAGAGAACAGCAAAACCAAACCGUGCCGAAAUCUCCCAGCUUGUCCGGAUGCAGUUGACGGAGGUUGGAGUGCCUGGGGACGGUGGGGGCCCUGCUCACAGACCUGCGGUAUAGCGUUCCAACAGCGCGUACGGACGUGCGACAACCCAACUCCAAGGCACGGGGGCCGAGACUGCCCGCAGUCGGCGGUGGACCACAGACGGUGCCGCGGUCUGCCGCUACAGUGUCCUCCCGGAGGAGGCGAAGAGCCGGAAGGUAUGGCCGGAUAGGACUCAACUAAAACC
Messenger RNA from Branchiostoma belcheri (Belcher's lancelet), 1756 nucleotides. Its product is annotated as coadhesin-like. The record is from RefSeq and is a predicted model, not a curated record. The transcript has 9 exons. NCBI's taxonomy places the organism in Eukaryota, Metazoa, Chordata, Leptocardii, Amphioxiformes, Branchiostomatidae. The coding region runs from base 218 to 1741 and encodes 507 amino acids.